Molecule: messenger RNA, 638 nt
Organism: Psylliodes chrysocephalus
Lineage: Eukaryota; Metazoa; Arthropoda; Insecta; Coleoptera; Chrysomelidae
Source: the annotation of a GenBank genome assembly
AUCUAAAACAACAUAUUUACGUCUUUUUUGUACGAUAAUGAAACAAUUUAACGAUAGUUGAUAGGUAUAUAAAUCUAUGAAUAAAGUAAAAUGUAUUAAAUCAAAAUGAAUUUUUUCCUAGCAACUUGGUGUGUUUUUAUUUGUUUUACAACAACUUUUGCAUAUUUGAAAAAUGACACUCAACUUUGGUCCCACACGUUAAAACUGGGUGCAAAAACAUUUUUUAUUAAUUUUGAAGCAAUAAGUUUCGACGAUGCAAUCGUUUUCUGCAGAGCCCAUAGUAUGCAGUUGGCAGCUAUAGAAAAUCUUAACGAAAAUACCAUUUUAGUUAAAGAUUUGAAGAAAAUAAGUGUUGAUGGGACCACUGAAUUGUGGACAUCUGGAAAAAAAUUGAACAAUUCAAACGAUUGGAUAUGGUUAUCCACAAUGGACGUUAUUGAGUCAUUCGAUUGGGGUGCAGGAGAACCAAAUAACGAGGAAGGUAAUGAAUUUUGUCUAGCUAUAUAUCCCAACUAUUAUAGCAGUGGUUCGUGGAAUGAUGCAAAUUGCCAAGCACUAGCCUACCCCAUUUGUCAAAGUGUCUCUUCAAAUUAAACCAAAAUGUUUUGGUAUAUAUUGAAAUAAAUAAAUCAAAUAUU